AUGGCUGGCAGCAAUCUCCUCUCUCUAUUGGGAUGGACAUUCCUCCCCAAUCUCGUCACCGGCUGGGUACAGUCUAUCUACUACGGCCUCACCAUCCGCGCCGGCGACCGCAAACCCGCCCCGAACUCACCCCGAUACGCCGAACACCGCCGUCGCAUCCACAUCCUCGUAGUGUCCCUGCGUGCCUCUCGCCGCCACCGAGCGCGAUAUCAAGAGCCGUUUCCGCCGUCUCGCGCAUUGCACCACCCGGACAAAGUCAUGAGCAGUGCUGGUGGGGGUGAUGCCGCCGACAGUGCCGAUUUCUUUAUGCAUCUGAAAACGGCUUCGGACACCCUUGUUGACCCCGCGCGGCGCUUCGCCUAUGAGCGCUUUGGCCCAGAUAUUGUCGCCUGGAAACACUGCGUCACCAUACGCGAUUACGUUAUCCGCGGGGUCCAGGUCCUAGUUCCUUACUAUGGCUUUGCCGCCGUCGCCAUGACCGCUGCUACAGCCGCCAAAUCAGAGGGGAUGAAGCCCGGCGAGGCGUCGGAGAAGGCGUUACAACAAAGCUUAGAUAGACUCGAGCAGACGGCUUGGAGUAUGGAUGUCGACGCAGCACGACUCAUGGAGCUGGAGAUGGCUCCUUUUGCUGGCGAUGCCGAGGUAAUCGGUAGCAUGCGGUCGAAGCUAAAGGAAUGGCUCGUACAGAACACAAUCCGCGCGGAUCCCAUGGUGAAGGAUGCAUUGGGACGGUCGUUCCAAAAGCGACGGGUAGAUGCGCCUGCGGGGGCUAAGGGAAACAGAUAA
Daldinia childiae is the source of this 786-nucleotide messenger RNA. RefSeq lists its product as uncharacterized. The transcript has 4 exons. Bases 1 to 786 code for a protein of 261 amino acids. The record is from RefSeq and is a predicted model, not a curated record. Lineage: Eukaryota; Fungi; Ascomycota; Sordariomycetes; Xylariales; Hypoxylaceae.